AUGGGCCCCGGUGAAAAAUAUCUCAAGUGUGAUGAAAUGAACAUGCUAAUGACCUAUCCUGCAGCCCACAAAAAUAAUGACUCUAUGGAAAUCGAUGAACCAAGCACUCCUUACCACCAAGAGAUGGGCAGUGAUGAUGACGAGGCCCUAACUGAAGCCCUAACUCCUGAGAACCAUGCCAACAAGUUAGCGGCCAUGGGAAGAUCAGAGCCAGUGUAUCGGGUUCGGGUACUGGAAAGCAAGGGAAGGGUCAUGGCCCUCACCUCAGAAGAACGAGAAAAAAAACGUCAAUUUGAGAUGAAAAGAAAGUUUCACCACAACGAAGAGCUGAAUACUAAACUAGCAACACAAUUAAUUUCCAGAUACCAACAGGAUGAGGUCCAGGAUGAAGAAAUGCCAGAGAUUGCAGAGGCAGAAAGCAUGGAGCUAGAGUAA
Ochotona curzoniae (black-lipped pika) is the source of this 435-nucleotide messenger RNA. RefSeq names its product protein phosphatase inhibitor 2-like. The transcript has a single exon. The record is from RefSeq and is a predicted model, not a curated record. Gene Ontology annotation, biological process: regulation of signal transduction. NCBI's taxonomy places the organism in Eukaryota, Metazoa, Chordata, Mammalia, Lagomorpha, Ochotonidae. Gene Ontology annotation, molecular function: protein phosphatase inhibitor activity. The coding region runs from base 1 to 435 and encodes 144 amino acids.